AGUUGAAAGAGAUUGGAAAUGGCAUCCAUGAAACCAGAGGACAUCUUGUUUUAGAAGUGAUUUUAUUGAAAUUUGUCAAGAAUGAUCAUUUAUUCUGUUGUCCAGGAACAUAGAAAAAUUUGGAUGGCAUCUAUGCUUACAAUUUAACUGACUCUGUGGUCUGUGGGAUUAUUGUUAACGCCUUUCGUUACGCCACUGGCCGUAACUCUAAUAUAAUGCAGAGUAACUUUAGUCAACCACUGGAGAUCAGCAGCUUUCCGAAAUCAUCAUUGAUUUUAUGUCUAAUCCGAUCUUUUUAUUGCUAGAAAGAUGGUGUCUGUCUCCAAAAUUGGAAAAUAUAUCAAAGCUACACGGCUUUUUUCACUACCAUGUAGUCUAUUUCCCGCUGCAGCAGGAUAUCUAUUUGUUGAGGAGAAGAGCAACAGUUUAGCUAUACUAUUUUUUGUCUUUAUAACUGUUGCUCUAUUACAUGUGGCAUCCAACUUACUGAAUACUUACUAUGACUUUAAGUACAAGAUAGAUGAUGCUGACCACUGCUAUGAUGAAACUUUGGUUAAGGAAAUACUUCACGAAGAUGAAGUUCUGAAUGCAGCUUGGCUCUGUCUGGCAUUUUCAAUGCUAUUUUUUGGCAGUGGAGUUUUCAUCACCAAAUCUGCUCACCUCAUACCUUACGUCCUAUUCUUCAAAGCAAUAUUCAUUGGAUUUAACUAUUCAACUGGAUUUAAGUUCAAGCACAACUGUCUUGGAGAGUUUUUUACAUACAUUACAUUUGGACCAAGUAUUGCUACGUUUGUGUACUCUUGUUUAUCAGAUGGGAAGUUUUCUUGGGAGCUGAUUGUCGCCUCAAGUCCUCUUGGUAUUGCUAUCACUUCAAUACUAUACGCUAAUAAUGUCAGAGAUUCAGGACAUGAUUUGAAGUGUGGUGUGAGAACAGUCGCAAAUCAGCUUGGUCUCCAGAACUCUCUUAACCUAUACUCACUCCUGCUUCUCAUGCCAUAUGUUCAGGUGACGGGUUUUGCUAUCCUGUACCAACAUCUGGAGCUAACAUUAAUUUGGGUGCUAGUUCCAGUCACCCUCUACUGUGCUUAUAAUCCUCGUCGUUCUGGUGUUAUGGACGGUGUUGGCGGCCUGUUUGAUAAAACUCUGAUUAAUUUCCAUCUGUUUGCAUCAUUUUACUUGGGUCUGCUUUAUUAUAUUACCGGAUAAAUGUGUUGUAUUUCAUAGUAAAUCUUUAUUUUUUCAUGCUCAUUCACCAUUAGGUUCAUAUUUGCGUUAUUAAUAAUAGGAUUGAAUUGCUUUUAAAUGGUUGCUGUUUGCCAAAUUAUCGCUGGUCGCUAGUUAUUAUUUAUUAUUUUUAUUUUUAAGAUUUGUUUUUAAUCUUCCAAUUUUAUCCUUUUUUUCCAUCUAAUCAGU
Molecule: messenger RNA, 1413 nt
Organism: Bolinopsis microptera
Lineage: Eukaryota; Metazoa; Ctenophora; Tentaculata; Lobata; Bolinopsidae
Product: ubiA prenyltransferase domain-containing protein 1-like
Exons: 4
Coding region: 310-1206 (298 amino acids)
Biological process (GO): vitamin K biosynthetic process; menaquinone biosynthetic process
Cellular component (GO): membrane
Molecular function (GO): prenyltransferase activity
Source: RefSeq, a predicted model, not a curated record